Tachysurus vachellii is the source of this 2426-nucleotide messenger RNA. It is a transcript of the gene slc25a39, whose product is annotated as solute carrier family 25 member 39. Gene Ontology annotation, biological process: mitochondrial transmembrane transport. The record is from RefSeq and is a predicted model, not a curated record. The coding region runs from base 247 to 1317 and encodes 356 amino acids. Lineage: Eukaryota; Metazoa; Chordata; Actinopteri; Siluriformes; Bagridae. The transcript is spliced from 12 exons.
GGUUUCCGGUUCCGGUCUGCAGGGGGCGCUGUGAGACGAUGCUGAAGCUGUACACUGUGUUCUGUAAAGGAGCUGGAAGAUAAACACCGAAAUAAACGGUGUGAAAUGGACGAGCAGAAAUAAACGGUGUGUGUUUUAGAGCUGGAGCGACAGGAGGAUCUUAACCCCAGAGAAUCGUCCUGAGGAAGCGGAUUAACGCCAUGACCAUCGCCUGAAAGUCAUCUGUGGCUCUGAAAGGUGGACAGGAUGGCUGAGGGACCUGCAGGUGGUUCGUCUCCCUCCAUCACUCCGGUGCAGCAGAUGGUGUCCUCCAGCGCCGGAGCUUUACUGACCGCUCUGUUCGUGACUCCACUAGAUGUGGUGAAGAUCAGACUGCAGUCCCAGCAGACUCCACUCUACAAAGCAUUCCCAGUGGAUUCUCGUGUGUGGAAGAGAAAGUCUCGUCUCCCGAAGUGGAAGUGUUUUCUCUACUGUAACGGACUGAUGGACCAUGUCUACGUCUGCCAGAACACUACGGCCUGCAGCAGCUGGUACAAAACACCCACUCACUUCAGUGGAACAGUGGAUGCGUUUGUGAAGAUCAGUCGCUCUGAGGGGCUACGCUCUCUGUGGAGCGGUCUUCCUCCUACACUUGUGAUGGCUGUUCCCACCACAGUCAUCUACUUCACGUGCUAUGACCAGCUUAAGGACUUCCUUUGUUAUCGCCUUGGUUACCAUAACAACUAUGUGUCCAUCAUCGCCGGCGGUCUGUCAAGACUAGGUGCAGUCACAGUCAUCACCCCACUGGAGUUGGUGCGCACUAAGAUGCAGUCGCGGAGUGUGUCGUACAGCGAGCUGCGAGUGUGUAUCAGAUCAUCUGUGAGUCGGAGCGGCGUGCUCUCGCUGUGGAGGGGGUGGGGACCCACCGUGCUUAGAGAUGUCCCCUUCUCUGCCUUGUACUGGUUUAACUAUGAGCUGAUGAAGACAAAGCUUUGUGAGAGAUCCAGAACACAGCAGGCUUCUUUCUCCAUCGUCUUCACCGCCGGAGCCGUUUCUGGAGCCAUCGCUGCGAUCACGACGCUGCCGUUCGACGUGGUGAAAACUCGCAGGCAGAUCGAGCUGGGAGAGAUGGAGCUCCUCGGAGCUCCUCUGAAGAAGCCUUCAUCCACAUGGCUCAUAAUGAAGAGUAUCUGGACUGACGCCGGCUACCGAGGCCUGUUCGCAGGUUUCCUGCCGCGAGUGAUCAAAGUGGCUCCAGCGUGUGCCAUCAUGAUCAGCACCUACGAGUUCGGGAAGGCUUUCUUCCGCCAGCACAACGCGGUGUCUGAGAUGUGCUGAUCGUCACUGCGGAGCUGCAUGAGCACUUUCACCUGCGCCGACCUGCCUUUAGCUCGGCCUUGGCAUGCGUCCUGUUCUCAUCUCCACAGGUUCCGGGGCUGAGGCCCUCGGGUUUAGUUCAAUAACGCUGCGCAUGCGUCGUUUCUUUCUUUCCCUGAAAUGGGACGUAACCGCAUUGCAGUAGGACCGCAGCACCCAGAGCAUGCUGGGAAAACACACAUUUAUCUGCAUGCAUGGGCGCUUUAAGGGAAUUUCCUUCAGUAGAUGAAUUAAUCCAGGCUGUGAAAUGGUUCCCGGUUCCACGUGGUCCAUGUGGACUGUCAUGUCUGAGAGAGCAGAUGACCAGACGGUGUACAAACACCGCCCCCUAUCGUCCAUACACUGAAACUACAAGCUGAAUUGCAUCAUAGUUUAUAGCACAGCUGAGCACUCGGUGUACUCUUGUCAAUUUCUCCCUAAUGAUUUUGCAGCGCACAUCUGGCAGGUCGUGACAUAGCACAGCUGGAUCGUUUCCGCUGCCUUGCAAAAUGAAAUGAAGAACAUUACGCAACAGCACCGAGUUAAGAAAAGCACAUCGGAUUCCUUCACUAUAAUUUGCUCGUUCUUUCUCCACGUAUAAGCAGCUGUGAAUGAUUGCAAAGCUUUCUGGGUAAUUUCCAUCUCUAAAGUACACCGAGGUCGACUCGCUCGUACGAAUAUAAAGCUGCUUAAUUCCUGACUAGUUUCGAAACUUUUUUGGACCAGAUGAUGAUGAUGAUGAUGAUGAUGUUCUGUUCUUUAAAUAAGAGACAUUACGAUGUUAUUGUUGUAAUCCUGCUGUUUAAAGGGCCUGUAACCGAUCCAGAUCUGUGUGAACAGGUCCAGCUUCACUGGAGCUGCCGAUGAGCUCAAAAGACUCUUAAAUAAAAUUGAGCAAAAUUCAUUUUGAUUAUUCAUACAGUGGAAUUUUUGAUUUUUCUGCAGCAGUGUAAAUUUACCCGAAGAACUUUUACUUGAAAGAUGACAAAAGUAAAGCCUGAAUGCUGAAAUAAAAACAAGACAAGUUCUUUUUAAAGGAAGACAAACUGCAUUGAGGUUAUUUUGUGAUUAAAUCUUUUAUCCCCUCGAAA